Strongylocentrotus purpuratus (purple sea urchin) is the source of this 4767-nucleotide messenger RNA. RefSeq lists its product as uncharacterized. The record is from RefSeq and is a predicted model, not a curated record. Bases 121 to 3819 code for a protein of 1232 amino acids. Lineage: Eukaryota; Metazoa; Echinodermata; Echinoidea; Camarodonta; Strongylocentrotidae. The transcript has 24 exons.
CAAGGAGUUACUAGGUCACACCGCAGCUCAGUGCAAAUUUGUCAGUCUAAUUCUCGAUCGAGAUCACACUUCUUGAUGUUAUUUUCUCUUGCUGAAUGACAGUGACAUCUCACGAUUGCAAUGUUGGCUCAGUCUAAGAAAAAAAGAAUCUACGACGGCGACGAAGCACGGCAUCUUUUCGAAGCUCUUUAUUUUACAGAACCUGCAACAAGUGCUGAUGAUACUACGGUCGAGCAGCGUACAACAGGGCUUAGCCCUGACAGUGACACAUCUACUAGCCUUGACAGUUCCGACUCUGACACUGAGCUGAGUAUUGACGGUUUGACAUCGUCUCCGUGUUCGAGGACUACAACAAGCAACGUUGCCAACGAUUCACAAGGCAAUGCCGGUGUUAAAAACAAGGUGAGACUUGAAGUUUUCAGUGAAAACGGCUCUACAGCACGAGCGGAGAAGGCACAUCCUCCAAGAGAUGAGCCCCAAACAAGUGAAGCAGAACUUGAAGCAAAUGAACCUAACUCUGGAGAUUGCUCAUUCACAGAAGUAGAUUUGCCCAUUAGCGAGUCAGAUUGUUACCUUUCUGAAGUCGAUGUUACUUACAAAGUACUAGGUAGAGACCCUGAAGGAGGAGCUAUAUCAGAGAUUGAUUUACAGAAUGCUACAGAUGAACCUAACUCUGUAGAUUGCUCAUUCACAGAAGUAGAUUUGCCCAUUAGCGAGUCAGAUUGUUACCUUUCUGAAGUCGAUGUUACUUUCAAAGUACCAGAUGAACCUAACUCUGUAGAUUGCUCAUUCACAGAAGUAGAUUUGCCCAUUAGCGAGUCAGAUUGUUACCUUUCUGAAGUCGAUGUUACUUUCAAAGUACAUGUACCAGGUAGUGACCCUGAAGGAGGAGCUAUAUCAGAGAUUGAUUUACAGGAUGCUACAGAUGAACCUAACUCUGGAGAUUGCUCAUUCACAGAAGUAGAUUUGCCCAUUAGCGAGUCAGAUUGUUACCUUUCUGAAGUCGAUGUUACUUACAAAGUACUAGGUAGUGACCCUGAAGGAGGAGCUAUAUCAGAGAUUGAUUUACAGGAUGCUACAGAUGAACCUAACUCUGGAGAUUGCUCAUUCACAGAAGUAGAUUUGCCCAUUAGCGAGUCAGAUUGUUACCUUUCUGAAGUCGAUGUUACUUACAAAGUACUAGGUAGAGACCCUGAAGGAGGAGCUAUAUCAGAGAUUGAUUUACAGAAUGCUACAGAUGAACCUAACUCUGUAGAUUGCUCAUUCACAGAAGUAGAUUUGCCCAUUAGCGAGUCAGAUUGUUACCUUUCUGAAGUCGAUGUUACUUUCAAAGUACCAGAUGAACCUAACUCUGUAGAUUGCUCAUUCACAGAAGUAGAUUUGCCCAUUAGCGAGUCAGAUUGUUACCUUUCUGAAGUCGAUGUUACUUUCAAAGUACAUGUACCAGGUAGUGACCCUGAAGGAGGAGCUAUAUCAGAGAUUGAUUUACAGGAUGCUACAGAUGAACCUAACUCUGGAGAUUGCUCAUUCACAGAAGUAGAUUUGCCCAUUAGCGAGUCAGAUUGUUACCUUUCUGAAGUCGAUGUUACUUACAAAGUACUAGGUAGUGACCCUGAAGGAGGAGCUAUAUCAGAGAUUGAUUUACAGGAUGCUACAGCUCUACGUGGGAGGAAACGCACUCGUGUUCAUUUUAUUGAUGGCAGUUCAGAUUCAUCUUGCGCCAGUAUUGUUUCAUCCAGUGUUAAGAGAAGAAAGGAAAACAAUUCCAGUCGGGAGCUAUCAUCUAUUCUACGAAUGAAAUGCUGCAGAAAUUACUGCCUGCACAAGGUGUCACGAAAAGAGGUAGCAUACAGCAGAAAUGCCUUCCAGGAGAAAUCCAAAUGUGAGCAAAGGCAGUGGAUCUUGCAGUACCUCCUCGAACAUCAUGAAGAGUCUGGGAAUACAGUUCAAGUCCGCUUCAGUAUUGGGGUGACAGAAGUUUGUCAGCGUGGUUGGCGUUUAGCCUUAGGAAUCCCCAGAACAAGGCUUUGGCAGAUCCAGUCUCAUUUCCAAGGUGGACUAAAGGCAUACAUAUCCCCAAAUCAUCACAGACGAGGAAUGCAGUCAAAAGCAGUGGCUGCAGCAUUGAUGUGGCUGGAUAUGUUUUGUCGCAGAUUUGGCGACAAAAUGCCAGGACAAAUGAAAAUACACUUGCCAUCCUGCCUAACACGAGCCAGCGUGUAUCAGACAAUGAAAGAAGAAAUGGAGGAUCAUGGGGAGCACGUUUGCAGCAAAGUCCAUUUCUUCCGCAUGUGGAGGAAGGAAAUGUCACAUGUGACCAUUCCAAAGGUGAAUAGAUUUUCAAAAUGCGAUGUCUGUACUCAGCUGAAGCAAAGCAUCGAAAAAACUAAUGAAAAAGAAGCGAGGCAAGCACUCCAUCAACAAAGAGAGGAUCAUCUUACACUGCAAAAAACUGAGAGAAUGAAAUACUACAAACAUGCACAAAAAGCAAGACAACAUCCAGACAAGUAUAUCAGCAUCAUUAUUGAUGGAAUGGACCAGAAAUCAACAAGUAUUCCCAAAUUUUACAGAACAUCCAAAUCAGUAUCAUCAGCAUGGAAACUUCCAACACACAUCACCGGAACGAUAGUGCAUGGGAGGGGACAACACAUGUUCCUUGACAACAAAGAAUACCCACAUGAUUCGAACCUUACCGCAACGAUCCUUCUCCAGGUUCUUCAUAAAUAUUCCACCACGCUACCAGACACAUUAUACCUUCAAAUGGAUAACUGUGGGAGGGAGAACAAGAAUCAGUGUCUCCUUGGACUCUGUGCUCUUCUAGUGGAACUCGACGUGUUCAAAAAGGUAAAACUGUGCUUUUUGAUGAAGGGGCACACACACGAAGACAUCGAUCAGCUAUUUAGCCGCAUAUCCACAUAUACAUCUAAGCAUAACAUUCCUACGCUGUCUUCACUACUACACCACAUUCCAAAAUCAUUCAACAAGCCGAAUACCACUGCGGAACGAAUCGAAACCAUCUUCAACAUCAGGGACUGGCUACAGACACAAUUAAACAAACCAUCACACCAUAGCCUUCCACACCAAUUUAAGAUCACCAAAGUCGAGGGAAAGGCCAUAAUCCAGACCAAAAAAUGGAGCAACAGCUCUGCAUGGCAAGCAACGACUGGUUCAAGCCACAUCCUGUCGGAACAUCCCUCCGGUACACCAGAUGUUGUCUGCAGAAAGAUGGAGGAACUCCACGUCAACAACCUCUAUAGAGACAUGGCCAAGUACCUACCGUACCUCAAUGACUCGGAACAUCAAGAAUGGAUGGAGCUGCUCCAUUCUUUCGAAGCAGAAGAUGGAACGGAAGAUUCACGUACAUGGCCCCUGGUGGAUAUAUUGAUGGAUAAAGAGUCUCAGUCCACACCACAAAGGGAUCUUCAUUCAACUCCAGAAUUCUCGAAUGAUGAACAGCAACCUAUUCAAGCAGUCCAGCUAGGUCCUAAAAGGAAGAGGCCUCUACAGCCAGUAUUAAAACUGGGAGAUAUGGUUGGGGUCUACUUAGAAGAGUUUAGAAACGAAUGGCCACAAGUGGGCCAAGUGUUGGACAUAACUGGAGACCAUGUGAAACUGCAUUGGUACUCGGGAUCAGAAACAUCCGUGUGGACAUCACUCACCACAUCAGUGCAGGGACGAAGGGAUCAGCCUUACACAGGAGAAGUCUCUCUUCAAGAUGUCUUAACUGCACCCUUCAACCUUACUAAAGCCAACAAAUUACCGGUGGAAAUUCAGCGUCACUUGAAGGAGAAAGGAGAACAGUAUUUUGUUCUACAGUAGGCUUGCGGGUGCAUCAUGUGAGAGAGAGAGGAUUGAGGAGUCCUCAAUGUUCAUUAGGCCUAUAUGAAUAUUCACCAAGUACUCAAAGAUGAUGCUAAGUUUGAUUGUGGUGUACACUAAAAUCUGACAGGAACAACUUACACUUCCCUUCAUAUAUUUGGUUAUUUCAUGCUUGGUGAAGCAAGCUCAUGUUUAUGUAACCCACUGGCUUAUGAAACCUGCUAACUUGUGUAUUAAGCCUAGGUAGGUACAUAUGUUAACUGUCACGACUGACGGGUCGUGACUUUCACGAUUUGUCUCUAUCUCUCGCUAUUCUGUACAUAGUGGGUAAUGGAAAAUUAAGUAAAGGUUUUAUACGAUCUAUCCUUCUGGCCUUUGGUCUUCCACUCUUUCUUGACCCUUCAAUUGACCCUGCAAUAUAACCUUCUGUAAAAAAUUGGCCUACCACCUGGCAAUACGCCCAAAGUACCCAAAGGGCCUGGCGAUUGACAAGGUCUAUAAGCUGACGCUUUCAUUUGUUCUUCUUGCAGUCCAGGGAAUUGUUAGCAUUUUUUACCAGCACCAAAGCUCAAAAGCAGAAAUGCAGCUUUUGUUAAAGCCCAAUGCCAAUUUUGGUAGUCCUUUGAAAAUGGUUUGUUAGAGUUCCUUGUUUUCAGCUGGUCAGUGGCAAGACAAAAGCAAAACUAAGGUAAUGAGAAGUUUUUUCCUCCUCAAGUUGAAUAUUGAACAAAUGAAUGAGAGGCGAAAUAUAAUAUUUGUCCUGUCCAAAAGAAUAAAACCGGUCACACAGCCUGCACACAUACACGUGUAAAACCAAAUGAGGAUAAAUUCAUCUUUGUUAACACAGUUAAAAGGUAUUUUUUCCCUUUUGCAGCGAACCUCAAAUUCUGUAGAAUUUUGCAGGAAUUAUGAAUAUGUCAUGUAUGUCCUAUCUGUGAAAUUUAAAUG